AUGGCUGUACUUGGAGGGGAGCAGUCAACACAGGCAGCUUUUUCGGAAGCCUUAUUUGUGCAGACGACGUCAUUCUGUGGACUGCAAGCACCACUACAGUUUUGCAGUUUUGUGCUUGCGUCUUGCACGCAGGCUCUCAAACAUCGUUUCUACCCAUUUGCACCGGGCGUUGCUCCAGAAGAGCUGGAGCAGCUCCUCCUGAUACAUGCAUUCGAGGAUCUCCUGGCAAAGGCACAGCCGGAACGCAGUUGGUGCUGCUCCGACAGGAUCUGGCGGGAGCAGAUCCCUUCCAGCCUACUGGGUCAAACCCUGGAGGCCGCUCUGCGCUCCGAGCCCUUCGCGGAUGCCGCAUACCUACCGCGGCAUGAUGCACUGCUCCUGGCGCUGCACCAUAGGGCGGCUCCUGGACGUGUUCUUUGGCAUGCCUGGCAAGGGGAUCUCCUUGCCGACCCACAGGACGCCAAAUGGCAGUCUUCUGUGCUGGUAACGCAUCCGACCUACAACGACUGGUCGCAGGUUCAUGGGUCUGGUUUGGUCUCCUCUUCGACGCCAAAGAAGCUCCAGGUGGUUGAAAACAUGGAUGCGCGAGACGUUGGCUACAAUGCCAUUGUAGAGAAGCUAGCGUGUCCUCCGGACGGGUCUCUGAUCCUGGUCUCACGGAUGGAGUCGGGGAUCAGGCGGAGCUUCCCCGAGCUGGGGACAGGGCCUUUGACAGACAGGUUCCCUGCGGAGGCGACGACAUCCAGGAGCAUGGCCCGGAUCUUCAAGGACAACCUUGUGUUUGGCAUGGUUGCAGACGACACUUGGAGGCAGUGGCAGCUCGGCUUUCAGCAGGCUGCAGAGGAAAAAGCAGCUGCAGCGGCAUCGGAAGAGGAGCCGCCAGCAGAGGAGGAAGCAGCGGAAGGUCCGCCCCUCCCCUUUGCUGAUUCGCAGCUGGGUGCUUUCUGGCUGGUGCUUCCGUCGAGUGCACGCGUCACGGCUCGGCCGCACCAUGAGAGUGCCAGAAAACGAGGACUGCUGGACGAGGCAGCACGGGAUGGGAUGCCGCUCCCUUCCAUGGGCAUCACCAUGACAUACACCAUGGCAGAUGGCCAAACCGUCCAGGUGUUUAGCGAUGGCUCCAUACAGAUGCUGCGUCCGGUCGAGGGGCGGCCAGUCUCUUCUCAGGAGAUGACCGGCCUCAGCUCGUAUUCGCCUGGCUGCGCAGCGGACAUGGAGGUUCUCCGGACGAUUACCCCGCGAGGAGCUCUUAUCCGGAAGCUGGCAUCAGGGCGCACGGAGGUCUACUAUGCUGACGGAACAACCUCCUUCCGCAACCCGACGCGAGAAGAACUCGAGCGCCAGCUGCAGGCCUACCAAAGCAAGCCCAGUUCAGCAAAAGAGUAUGCAGCUUGCGUGGACUUGCUGGAGCCAGCCCGAAACCCGAAACUCAGCUGGCCCCAAAGGAGCAGCGCUGCACUGGCAGCUGGUUUGCCAGGUCACUGGAUCACCCUGCAUGCGGACGGCCGUGUCUUCGGCCGCUUUGCCGACGAGCCAGUGGAGGCCCAUGUAGCCGCUAGCUAG
Symbiodinium sp. CCMP2456 is the source of this 1563-nucleotide messenger RNA. NCBI's taxonomy places the organism in Eukaryota, Dinophyceae, Suessiales, Symbiodiniaceae. The record is from the annotation of a GenBank genome assembly.